Molecule: messenger RNA, 4737 nt
Organism: Caenorhabditis auriculariae
Lineage: Eukaryota; Metazoa; Nematoda; Chromadorea; Rhabditida; Rhabditidae
Source: the annotation of a GenBank genome assembly
AUGGCGUCAUUCGAUGACGUCAUACAUAAAGCUUUUUUCCGGAUCGGUCUGGUUAUCCAUCGAGUCAGUGGUAAAACCUAUAUUUAGUUAUUUUCCAUCAAAUCUUCAUAAAAGUAUCACUUUUUGAAAGUUUUUUUUUUUAAAAAGACAGGCAUUUAUUUCUAUUCUCCACAGCAUCUCAACCAUUUCCAGAUCAUUCUUUCAAGAAACAAACAUUUUUUUACUUUGAACUUUGAACCGAGGUUUUCAAAUCUUUAACUAGAUAACAACUUCACAUAGUCAUGUUUUGAUUUAUAAAAAUAAUCAUUAAACAAAUUUUCUUCUUCUAUCAAACUCACAUAGGCAGAGUUGGAAGAGUGGAAAUAGGCUUCUUUUUUGCUGUCUUUUUGCGCCAUUUCAUUGGCUUUAUGCACCAUUUUCGCUGUCUCCCCCUUUUUUCACCAUUUCUUGUUCCUUUAAAAUUCUAGAAAAAAGAGAAGGCUCGAUAAAGGGACUCUUUUUGUUGCCUUUCUGCGGCCUUUUUGAGCCUCUCCCUUUUAGCGGUCAUUAUCCACUCUUCUGACUUUGCCCAAGCUUUUCCCCAAAUUAAAGCGGUCCUAUCAGUACCAGUUUGAUCCCAAAGGCGCUUUUUUUAUUAUUUUUAUUUUUAUUUCAAACCGUUUUAAGCCGUGAUGGAUGGGAUCUAUAAUCGGCAAUUAAAGCUUUUUGAGAAACCCACAUUCAAAAAUACUUUUCUGCGUGUAAUAUUUACGGAAAUAAACUGAAUUCAAAGAAAUUUUUCUGAAAGAAGUUUCACAAUUUGCUUGAAUCAGCAUCAUACAAUUUGCGAUUGAAGUCUAAACUCGGUUUUCAUUUCUUGCUUCCAAAAAAGAAGUUCAGUUCCGACUGUUCUUCCUAAUCGGUUCGCUGCUUCUGACGGCGUUCGCCUGCUACGGCUUCGUCUGGUUCGAGCAACUGGUCGGCUUUGCUUCUUAGUUCUUUCGAAACAUGGCAAUUUGCAGACGACUAAGGACCCGCAAUUCGUUUUUUCACCCAAAGACGCGCCGUGGCGGUUCGAAAGAGCGGUUUAUCCUCGAUUCUUCUCUCGAUUAUCUCAUUUUUGCCAAGGUUCUCAGCGAGCAUUGGCCUUUGGACGAGGAAAAGUUCUGGCCUGGCCGCAGCUACGAUUUGCACGGCUACGUUGACGUCAUCGGUUGAGCUUCUGAGAGAGAUUCAGAAUAAAUCGAGAGUUUCAGCCGCGGGAAGGAGACAUGCCGAGUUCGGACGUCCGAACAUUCUCAACAUCCGAUAUUUGGAUGAAGUGGCUCGUAUCAACGACUACAUCGUCCAUAACUUGACGAUUCCAAUUGAUAUCGACGGAAAGCCGUUUGAGGUGCUUUUUUGGGCUGAAAAUGUUGAAAGGCAACAUUUCUAAAAUGUUACGCAUGUCGAGAGAAUGAAGCUGAAAGCCAUUCGUUCAGACCGAAAACUUUAUAUUACUCAAAGAAAGGUUUUCUUGGUGAGAAUAAUUUUGUAGGUUUCCUACACGGACCUCUGUAUGAGAUAUGACUGGGCCUGCUAUCUCAACGACCACAUCACGAUGCUCAUGCCAAAAAGUCGCUGGGGGAACUUUUCUGGAGCAAUCGCUCAGUUCGCGACCGAUAUAAUUAACACCCAGGUAUCAAGAAAUUCAUAAAUCAUCUCGUAAAUAAUCAAUCCAGGUGAACAUCACCUAUCCGAUCGGAUGGAGAGGCUCGGAGCCUAUAUACUUCGGAGCUCUGGUUGGAGCCCCGAAUCUUGUUGACCCAGAAGGACAUUUCGACUACGCCUCUGCCCUUCGUCUCACCUAUAACACUCGUGAGCAGAAGGUCGAGUGCUCAGGCUUCGAUGAAUUCCGAUCAAAAGUUAUAGGUCGGAAAUAUCAGCUAUGCCUGGAGGAAAAAGCUGACCAGGUGGCUGACGGAUAAAGAAAAUCCAGUUUCUGAAAUCCUGGAGUUUGGCGUUAAUCAUAACGAAUCCCUGCCGGAAGGUCUGCAAGACGUCGCCGACACCUUGACUCCGAAGUUUGCAGGUUCUUUCUCAAAUAUUUCCGCAUGAAAUCAAAGAAAAUCACAGGAACCUGCACGAUUUUAUUCACAUUUUGCUUCAUCGUUUCGGUUGUACUGAAGAAACACGCCAAUGGGAUGAUUGCCGUCGAUUGGGUCCGUAGCAAGCCUCUGGUGGCCGCCGCUGGUGAGAAGGGGCGCAGAAGCCAGAAAAGACUUGCUCCUAGGACUCUGCACUCCCCUCUUGGCGACAGCGACGUCGUUCGGACUCAUUCUGUGGUGUGGAGAGCUCUACAACGCCAUAGUCAACGUUUCUCCGUUCUUGAUUCUUUGUGAGAGAUUCAUCUCUCAAGAAAUACAAGGAUUCUCAGGCAUCGGAAUCGACGACCUCUUCAUUAUGAGCGCCGAAUGGCAUCGGACGAAGCCGCAGCAUUCUCCAGCUCGAAGAAUCGGCGAGACUCUCAGUGAAGCUGCCGUCGCCAUUUCCAUCACUUCCUUCACGGAUAUUGUAUUUUCUUGACCAAAUCACUAGCGAACAAUUUCUAUUCAGACGACUUUCGCCGUCGGAUGCUAUACAACUCUUCCUGGAGUCCGAAUGUUCUGCUUGUACACCUGCGUCCAAUGCUUCUUCGUUUAUUUUUUCCAAGUAAUUUUUUCUUGAAUCAAUGUUUUGACCUAUCUUCUCAAUUAAGCUCACUUUCUUUGCCCCAAUCCUCGCCUACGCCGCCGAGAUGGAAGCAGCAAAUCGACACGCUCUUCUUCUGAGGAAAGCCGUAGACCCGACAAAAACUGGUGAUUGGGUCUAUCCGAUCCCAGUAAAUGUAUUUUGUUGAAGAAUCGAAGUGGAGGAUUUUACUUCUUUCUGGAUCCGUGAACCGGAAUCAAAAGGCCAAACCAGUACAGAAGAUAUGUCCUGUUACCAAGGAAGAAACAGCUGUCGGCUGGGGCUCGAAACUGAGCCACGUCAUGAGGAAGCUCGAAGCAAAGUUGGAGCAGCAUGACGUGAAAAAACGAGAAUCAAUUCAAAAAUAACAGAUUCUCAAUUCAGAACACCGAAGUUUCAACCGAAGAAGAAACGUUGGUUAACAAGAUUUUCCGCGAAAUUGUUGGUCCUUUCAUACUCGAAACGAGUACCAAAGUUCUAUCAAUUUGCAAUUCCGAAUGAUUAAGGUUGACUCAGAUUUGUGCCGGACUUCUCUACUUGGUAUACAUCGUGGUGGCGAUAGCCGGAAUCGUCAACCUCAAGGAAGGACUCGAUCCGAAGCUUCUUGUCCGCGAGAACUUCUAUCUAUCUACCUUUUAUCAAAUCAUUGAUGAGACUUUUUGGCGCGAAGGUACAGAAGAAACGUCGAUUCAGAAGAGAAAAACGUUUUGAAGGUCUUCAAAUGCAAGUUGUCGUCAACUCGCCGCCUGACUUGUUUAAUAAAGCUUCGAGAGCCAAGUUCGAGGAAAUGAUGAGAGGUUCUUUCGAUUUUCAAAAGAAAACAACAGGAGAUGUUUCUUACAGCUUUUGAAGGUACUUAUUAUACGAUGGAGUCGAACGCGACCAUGUUCUGGCUUCGCGCCUAUGAACGUCAUCUGAAGACGGAAAAAGACGAACUUCACAUUGGAUUGCCUGAAACGUCUGAAAUUCUCCAAGAAUCUUUUGAAUAGAACUUGAAGGUCGGAGGAAUGGUACCAAAGAUGUCGCGACUGGAUUCUGGUGGCCGGAGGACGUCGCAUGUGGACCCUUGACAUGCUCUGGGGCAACACUACCGAGGUUUUCCAUCAUCUCAUUUGUGUCAUGAUCUCCCCUGUAGGACUUCCACGAACUGAAGGCGUUCCGAUUCCAACUCGGCCUCAGGAACUACAGGACGCCGGCAGAUCACACCAACAGCUGCAAGAUGAUCCGGGCGAUCGCCGCCAGUUUCCCCCAAUACAACGUCACUACAUUCCACGAGUACUAUCCCUUCGCCGACCAGGUCUUUUCCCUCCCAACUCCAAAUGGAACAGAAGAUCUUGCAGUACCUCGAACUGAAGCCGUCUCUGGUACAGAACUUCUCCCUCGACCUGGUGACGAUACUUUUGGUCUCUCUAGUCAUGAUUCCGGAGUGGCGUUGCGCAGUCGCAAUAGUCCUUUCGAUUGCCAGUAUCAACGUCGGCGUCCUGGGAUUCAUGUCAUUCUGGGGUGUUAAUCUUGAUAGUGUUUCUAUAAUCACAGUGGGUAGCUCGAACUGGAAUUUCGAUACAACCUUUCUCAGAUUAUAAUGUGCAUCGGGUUCGCCGUCGACCUUUCGGCUCAUAUUUCAUACGCUUUCUCGCAGGUAUUCUUUUUUGAAUAAACGAUUGCAAUUCAUAAAUGUUUAGGGUUAUGGUACGCCGCAUGCACGUGCGGUUCAAGCGCUGGAAACUUUGGGAUGGCCUGUUUUCUUGGUAAAAGCCUUUGACAAAGAUUCUAAAUUCAAAAUAUAUUCAGGGAGCCUCUUCAACAGUGUUAGGAAUUCUGUUGCUUGUCUUAGUGGACUCCUACAUCGUUCAAAUUUUCUUCAAAACGGUUUUCCUCGUGAUAAUUUUCUCAAUGCUUCAUGGUUUAUUAUUCCUACCGAUCCUGCUCAUGCUCACCACGAAGUCACGCGUAAGUUCCCUGUUCUGGAAAAACUAUUUACGAGAAUGAGAUUAUUUACAGCCCAGAAAAGAUCCAGAAAACGAAGUGAACGGCACGGAAAUGUCCUAG